Messenger RNA from Puccinia graminis f. sp. tritici CRL 75-36-700-3, 696 nucleotides. RefSeq lists its product as uncharacterized. Gene Ontology annotation, molecular function: ubiquitin protein ligase activity. Lineage: Eukaryota; Fungi; Basidiomycota; Pucciniomycetes; Pucciniales; Pucciniaceae. The coding region runs from base 58 to 690 and encodes 210 amino acids. Gene Ontology annotation, biological process: protein ubiquitination. The transcript has 5 exons. The record is from RefSeq and is a predicted model, not a curated record.
UCUGAACACACUGUCUCCAUACCAUUCUUCUGUAGCUUUUGCUAGAAAGCAGCAACAAUGAAGCUUCUAAGAUUCACCUCCAAAUUACUUUCAAUUGCUUUGGUUACCUUAUUAUUCAUCAAGGUUUCACAAGAAGCAGCUAUUCCUCCUAGAUCAAGCAGUGGGGUGGAGAAUGUGUCUGAAUCUGAGGGUAAAACCAUUGAGGUGACUGGCGAGCCCAGUUUCAUUUCUUCAGAGACAACUUGUUCAGUUUGCCUAGAUGACCUGCACAAUAACAAAGAGAAAGGGCCAAUUGUAACUUUGGAACCAUGUGAUCACUCCUUUCAUCGUGCCUGUGCAGAUAACUGGCUUCAAACCGAAGGUACAUGUCCCCUUUGCAGAAGUGAAUAUGGUCAUAGUGAAUUCAAAUACAAGGAGGACCCAACACCCUAUCACGUCAUUGGAAAAGGAAGUCCAUCAAUUGUGCCAUUCAACCCCGAGGACAUUGGCAGGUUUCAAAGGUUAAUGAAUAACAUGAGGGGAGUAGUAAACUCAAGAGACCUGUCUCAUUUGAUCCAAAACGCAGAACAACACAAUCCUCUCUACCAAGAUGUAAUGGGUCAAAUUGAGCAUUGGUUUGAGAGAUUAGAUGAAGUUGACAGAGUAUUUCUGAGAGACCGUAUUGAUUUCAUGCCUCUCAUGUUAAUCUAGUUUUUC